This is a messenger RNA of Effrenium voratum, 2268 nucleotides long. Lineage: Eukaryota; Dinophyceae; Suessiales; Symbiodiniaceae. The record is from the annotation of a GenBank genome assembly.
AUGCAGCAAGGCUACGCUCUUGCGUCAACCGUCGCAUGGCGAUUCCCCUCAGCGCUCCAGGCGGAGGCUGAUGUAGAUGCGUGCCGUGCCCAUGCGGAUCCGGCUUCCCUGUCGCAAGCCGACGUCAAGAGAUGCCUCAAGGAGUAUGGGGUCACUGAGUACGAGGCAUCUCCUCCUCGCCUGGUUGAGCUGCUGGGGCGAGUGGAAGGCUUCCUGCCGAUGGUGGGCAGCUGGGAGCAGCGGAGGCACGGGAAGGCAUACACCAUUCGCAUCAGUCAGAAGGGCCAGCUCUGCUGGGAGGGGUCCCACAUCACCGGGGAGGAUCUGCUUGGAGUCCUCAUCCCCGAGGACCGCUACCUCCGGGCUGAGCUCUUCAUAUCGCAGGAGCGGAUCGGCUCUGUGAGGCUGCGCCACGGCCCGGACUGGAAUUCCGUGAGCCUCAGCUUCAAGACCAGCUCCUUUGGACAAUGGGGGGCGGAGGUUGUCGCCUUGCGCACGUCGCAGGAGCUGCGGGUGGUGCGGCCUCCCUGGAUCUCGCUGCAGCUGGCGCCUUCGGGGCGAGAGAGGGAGCCAGGGCCAAAGGUGCAUGAGAUGACCUCCGUCACCGCCCUGGCAGAGCUUGCGCCCCUGUCCAUUCCCCAGCUCAAGGAGUGCCUUCAGGAGUACGGUGUCAGCCAGUACGGCCACUGCUGCAAUCAGCGCGAGUCCUUGGUGGAGCUCCUCUCAAAGGUGGAGGCAGCCCUGCCGCUGCUGGGGAGAUGGGAGUAUGGCCGGCGGAAGAGCUACGACAUCCGUCGGCUGAGCAACGGCCUUCUGAAGUGGGAGGGGCCCCACAGCCGAGGUGGCAUGCUGAGUGGCGUCCUUGAAGAUGAGGAUGGCUGGUACUCAGCACACCUGACGACGAAUCAGAAUGAAGCCAUUGGCGCCAUCCGUCUUCGCCACGGCCCCAAGUGGAACGAGGUCACCUCAAACUUCCGAAGCCACACCAUGACCGAGUGGGGCAGCGACAUUAUUGCAGAAAGAGUUGGAGAGGAGGAGCCUCGAAGACGGCCAGUUUUUGAGGAGUCGGAGGAGGAGGAGGGCCCCGUGGAGCCGGCGGCCGAGCUGUCGGCGCCAGAGGUGAAGCAGUGUCUGAAAGGGUAUGGCGUCACCAAGUUUGACCACGAGAGCAAGGAGGAGUUGGUGGAGCUUCUGGCGAAAGUUGAAGCCUCCCUGCCACUGCUGGGGACCUGGGAGCAUGGCCGGCACAAGCGCUACGAGGUGCAGCACACGGAGGAUGGGCACCUGAUGCGUGAGCUCGUGCACGUGCAGGGUGGACAGUGCGGCAACCAGAUCGGCGCGAAGUUCUGGGAGGUGAUUGCGGACGAGCAUGGCAUUGACCCCACAGGCACCUACCACGGGGAUUCCGACUUGCAGUUGGAGCGGAUCAACGUCUACUUCAACGAGGCAACUGGUGGUCGCUAUGUGCCCCGUGCAGUGCUGAUGGACCUCGAGCCGGGCACCAUGGACAGCGUCCGUGCAGGGCCCUUUGGCCAGCUCUUCCGUCCGGACAACUUUGUCUUCGGACAGACCGGUGCUGGCAACAACUGGGCGAAGGGCCACUACACGGAAGGGGCCGAGCUCAUCGACUCAGUGCUCGACGUGGUUCGAAAGGAGGCCGAGGGCUGCGACUGCUUGCAGGGGUUCCAGCUGUGCCAUUCCCUUGGUGGAGGCACUGGUGCGGGCAUGGGCACCUUGCUGAUCUCCAAGGUGCGCGAGGAGUAUCCAGACAGAAUCAUGGAGACGUUCUCUGUGAUUCCCUCGCCGAAAGUGUCUGACACCGUUGUGGAGCCCUACAAUGCCGUGCUCAGCUUCCAUCAGCUGGUGGAGAAUUCGGAUGAGUCCUUCCUGCUGGACAACGAGGCCUUGUACGACAUUUGCUUCCGCACCCUGAAGCUGAACUCGUCUUACUUUGUGGAGUGGAUCCCGAACAACAUCAAGGCAUCGGUCUGCGACAUCCCGCCGAAGGGCUUGAAGAUGGCGGUCUCCUUUGCCGGCAAUUCCACCGCCAUCCAGGAGAUGUUCAAGAGGGUUGCGGAAUACUUCACCGCAAUGUUCCGCCGCAAGGCAUUCCUGCACUGGUACACCGGCGAGGGAAUGGAUGAGAUGGAAUUCACAGAGGCCGAGUCCAACAUGAACGACCUGGUCUCUGAGUACCAGCAGUACCAGGAUGCCACGGCGGAGGAAGAAGGUGAAUUCGAUGAAGAGGAGGGCGAAUACGAUGGCUAG